Molecule: messenger RNA, 2811 nt
Organism: Suhomyces tanzawaensis NRRL Y-17324
Lineage: Eukaryota; Fungi; Ascomycota; Pichiomycetes; Serinales; Debaryomycetaceae
Exons: 1
Coding region: 463-2400 (645 amino acids)
Source: RefSeq, a predicted model, not a curated record
GUUUCUGUACUUUUGAAGGAGAGAAUUUUAUUAUAUGUCCGCUCGAACGGCAUUUUAGGUUCAGUAUCGUUGUCUAUAUUUUGACUAUUGAUUCGGAAUUUCCACCAGAAAAGGCUACGAUUGUGAAAUAUUUAAGCUAGGACUAUGCCAUUUCUGUGAAAUUUUAAUUCAAGAAAACACACAGAGGACUACCAGGAGAGACCUAGCGAUCAAGCAUGUAUUAAUUCGGAUAUAAUCCCAAAUAUGGCCAGACUUCGCAAAACCCCAGUCUGAUGAGCCCAAAACCUAUCCCCGAUAUACCAAAUGAAGUACCCCCGGCUAGCUUUGACAUUUCUACACUUGUCAGCCUAGCUGCUUCCUGAUAGACUUUCUCCUGCUUCCAUGCAUUAGUCUACAACUACCUAUCAGAUAUUUUGUCCUGCGGCCAAAAGUGGAUUCUCACUUCUCUGGUAAUCUCAGGUAAUGGCAGUCUAUGGGAAAAGCCGUAAACGAGCCAGGCUCUCGUCACAAACCCCAAUCUUCUCCAGUGACGAUGAGUCCAGUUCGAAUACCCCAGAAGUCCUCACCUCUGUCGUCAAUGAUGAUACCACCACCACCACCGAACAGUUGAUGCCUUCUGCACCAUUCCAGACCAAACGCAUAUCUCCACGAAAACCCACCAGCGACUUCUUCGAGGAUAGCCUAACUACCUCUCCUCGAAAGUUGAAGUCAUUGUUGGGCGACUUUGGUUCUCCUCGAGGCCCUCGCCCCAAAUCCUUACAUGAGGAAUUGACAUUCUUAGCUCAACAGUCCAAGCUGCCAGAAAAAGAACCCUCCCGUCAGUUAAAUCACAACUCCAAUGCCCCCAGUACUCCCUCCAGAAAGGGCAGGUCCUCUACCAAUUCUCCUUUUAAAAAGCACUCCUCCAUUCCAAGCACUCCAAUCACCCCUAAGGAGAAAGAUGCAUGGAAUAGCCUUUUUGAAAAUAUCGCCAAAGAUGGGCUUCCAACUAAGUAUGUUUCAUCAGAGGAAGAAACCGAAGAACCGUUGCAUUUGGCACAUAUCAACUCCAUUUACGAAAAACUUGAACAAGAGGCUAUACCCGGUGAAGAAAGGCAAACAGUAAGCGAAGCCAGGAAAUCCAGACUAAAGUCAUCUUCUCUAGUGUACGGUGAAGAAAGAUCCUUCUUGUUAAAGGAAGACGACGAUCACCCGCCACUAGCAGAGCAAGAAUUAUCAGAUUCAAAAGAAGUCUCAAAUAUCCACGAUUUGCGUACACUUGGCAUGACUAAUAGAGAGCGAGACUCGUUGAAUUACAUUCUAGAUGGACUCCACCUAAAACGAGCUAGUAAGUCAAAAAUAUUGGAGGCAAAUUCAAUGCUCGUAUCUACAUUGUUAGAUAUCGUCUUGGAGGAAGAAGUGUCUAAGAUUCUCCGAAUGAAUAGCAUGGUUGCAUGCGAUAGACUAUUGUCCAUUUACUCAAAACUUGCAAAGUCCCAGGAUGAACUGAAGGAUCUCAUUCAAUGGUUAAUUGCUAUCUGUCUAUAUGAUCUUACCAAAAACUCACCAAACUCAAAAGAAGUUACCACUCAACUCAACCAAUAUUUGUUUGAUAUUCUCAAAAUAUUAGCCAAAGAUGUGUCAACAACACAGCUUCUGAAAAUUCUAACAGCACGGAUAAAUAAGGUGAAGCAAAGGAUCCAACCAAAAUCUGCACAGGUCAGCCUUAUCUCUGCAAUGCAAAGCGAAAGCGCUAUAAAUAAUUGGGAGCUAUUCGAAAUCGCAGGAAACUUAUAUCUGGAAUUAGAUUUUGAGGAAGAUAAACUAGCAAUAUUGAAUUAUUUUGACGGGUAUCUUACUUCCAAAAAAUUCUUUGAAAGUUUGGGGAUACUUUCCAUCUUGAUUCCAUCAACAAUCGAAUCAAUUCCGAACUUCGAGUUUUCAGAGACUGAAGCGCAAUUAUUGAAUAUCAUAAUGAUACUUCUAGCUAACUACAACGACAAUAAUGAAGUAAGGAAAGUCCUUUAUUGCAACGAGUACAUACCCAAGUUGAUCCAAGUGGUCAAUUAUUGCUUGAAACUAGUCAAAUCUUCGAAAGCUGCAGAGAGGGAUACGAAUAUACUUUUAAUGUUACUCACGCUUCUCAUAAAUAUUCCCGAGGCGAUUGAAGUGGAGCUUGAACUGUUCGAUGAUAUAAACAAAAAUAUCCAGUUAAUCUUGUCUUUGGGGAAUGCAGAGGAUGAUUUGGUCAAGCAUUUUAUUGGGUAUAACUUGAUAUUUGUGGGAUAUGUGAGAGGAAAGUACAAGGAAAAAGUUGAGAUAGAUGAGCUGGACUUGUUGGACCGGCUAAAAACUUAUGGCCAGGAUGUUGAUGGUCUUCAAGGGCGAAUUGGAAAGGUCACAGAGGCUUUAUUACAAUAGUUGGACAGGUUCCAACUCAAUGGUAUAAUGGUCUACUUUCCGUUAAAAACACCUCAAUGUCUGCAAACACAGCACUAAUUCAUAGAUUAAAGCACCGUAGUUGACACGAAGAUGGACCCUUCUGUAGAGGAAUGCCCGCUUUGGGUUCGGGAUUUGCUACUUGGUUGUGGUCACGUGCCAAUACUGCCUACAACUUGUGGGUGUGUCGUUCGAGUCAGUCGUCCGAUUGACCAGCUGACGAGUUGAAGAAUUCAUUAGUGAGACUGAGAGGUUCUCCCCUUCCGUUCAUGGUAAAGUUGGGAUAUUCAAAGUCUUAUUGUCUUGCUCUUGGUUCUUUCGAAUGACAUCUCUCGGACACUCCAUCAUUAGUUCACGUUAACCAAUGUAUAUUAUGUGCUUAUAUGCUAAACU